Bufo bufo (common toad) is the source of this 3220-nucleotide messenger RNA. Its product is annotated as ATP-dependent translocase ABCB1-like. The transcript has 17 exons. Bases 152 to 2704 code for a protein of 850 amino acids. Gene Ontology annotation, cellular component: membrane. Gene Ontology annotation, biological process: transmembrane transport. The record is from RefSeq and is a predicted model, not a curated record. NCBI's taxonomy places the organism in Eukaryota, Metazoa, Chordata, Amphibia, Anura, Bufonidae. Gene Ontology annotation, molecular function: ATP hydrolysis activity; ATP binding; ABC-type transporter activity.
UGGAUCUACUGAAGGAUUCAAGCCAGACAAGUUGGUGGGAAAUAUUGAAUUUAAAAAUAUUCAUUUUGCUUAUCCUAGCCGCCCAGAUGUACAGGUUCUAAAGGGUCUAAACCUGAAAGUACCGGCUGGUAAGACUAUAGCCCUGGUUGGGAUGAGUGGCUGCGGGAAGAGCACAACCAUACAGUUGCUACAGAGGUUUUAUGAUACCUAUGAUACCACAGAAGGGGAGAUUAUGCUGGAUGGACAUGAUAUACGCUCCCUCAAUGUCAAGUGGCUAAGAGAUAAUAUUGGUCUGGUAGGUCAGGAACCUGUCCUGUUCGCAACAACCAUAAAAGAAAACAUUUGCUUCGGUAGAGAUGGAGUAACUGAUACAGAGAUUGAGCAAGCAGCCAGAGAAGCCAAUGCCUACGAGUUCAUAUCUAAACUCCCAGAACAAUUCAACACAAUGGUAGGUGAGAGGGGAGCUCAGCUGAGCGGAGGUCAGAAACAGAGAGUAGCAAUUGCACGAGCUCUUGUACGAGAUCCAAAAAUAUUGCUCCUAGAUGAGGCCACAUCAGCACUGGACACCCAGAGUGAAUCUAUAGUGCAAGCUGCCCUGGAUAAGGCUAGAGCUGGGCGGACCACCAUUGUGAUAGCGCAUCGAUUGUCUACUAUCAGGACAGCUGAUACCAUUGCUGUUUUCCAUGGUGGGGUUGUAGUGGAACAAGGAACACACAGUGAGCUAAUGGAAAAAGAAGGGGUCUACCAUUCCCUUGUCAUGCUUCAGAACCAAGGCAAAGACAGUGAUACAGAAAAUCAAAGUACAGACAAUUCAUAUAAAUAUGAAAAUUCUGGACUGUAUGACAUGGGUGAAAAACAAGACAAAGAAGACAAAUGGCCGACUUUACAAGAUGUUGAGAACAUGCUGGAGCCCAUUAAAAAUGGACGAUUACGAAAAGGUUCAACUAGAAAGAAAAAUAAAGAGGAGCUUAUUGAAAUGAAACCCAGGAAGACAAAUACUGGAAUUCUAGAUGAGGAGUGUCAGAGGCGUUCUGCUGCUCCUUUUCGAAGAAUUCUACAGUUAAACAAACCAGAGUGGAUAUUCAUUGUGACUGGAAUGCUAGCUGCUGCAGUAACCGGGUGCAUACCUCCGUUAUUUGCAGCUGAUUUUUCAAACAUUAUUGCUACAUUUGGUGAAAGAGACCCGAUCCGAAAGGUUCAAAAGAUUAAUCAAGCAUUACUAACAUUUGUAGUCCUGGGAUUUGCCAUUUGUAUAGGGAAUGUCAUCAUGGGUUUCAUGUUUGGAAAGUCGGGGGAAAAUCUAACAAUGAGGCUGAAAUCCUUGUCAUUUAAAGCAUUGCUCCGACAGCUUACUGGACACCGAGUGGGAGUGCUGACAAUGACUGUGACAACUUUGCUUGCUAUAAUCGGCAUUUCGUUUGCAUAUGGCUGGCAGCUGGCCCUACUUAUCUUGGCAUUUGUUCCAAUUCUCGCCGGAGCCCUGCUGAUUGAAACGUUGAUUAUGGAGAAUCAGGCAUUCAAAAACCAAAAGGCCCUGGAGGAAGCUGGAAAGAUAUCAACAGAAGUUGUUGAAAAUAUCAGGACAGUAGUGUCAUUGACCAAAGAAGAUGUUUUUUAUGAAAAAUAUAAUACCAGCUUAACAGGAUCAUACAGGAAUGCAUUAAAGAUCGCACAUUUUUAUGGAUUGGCAUGCGCUAUAGCAGAAAGUUUGCAAUUCCUUAUAUGUGCACCGGUGUUUAGCCUCGGAGGAUGGCUUGUUGCACAUUGCUAUAUAUAUAUUGAAAAUGUUUUCCUAACAUUUUUCAUGAUUACGUUUACUGCUCGUAAAGUGGCGCAUCCAGAUUCCUUCACAUUAAAUUUAGGAGCUGCAAAAUUUUCAGCUGAACGCAUUUUUAAACUGGUGGAUAGAAUUCCAGAUAUUGACAUCUACAGUGAAGAAGGACAAACUUUGAAACAAAUGGAGGGAAAUCUGGAGUUUAAAAACAUCCAAUUUGUUUAUCCAACAAGACCCAAUGUUCAGAUUCUUCAGGGACUGAACUUGAAAGUUUCUAAAGGCCAGACUCUCGCACUGGUUGGAAGCAGCGGCUGUGGAAAAAGCACAGUGGUUCAGCUUUUGGAGCGUUUUUAUGACCCUGAAGAAGGACAAGUGCUUGCUGAUGGGAUCAACAUCACGUCUUUACAUCUGAAGUGGCUGAGGUCGCAGAUAGGCAUUGUGUCACAGGAACCAAUCCUUUUUGACUGCAGCAUCAAAGAGAACAUUCAAUAUGGAGACAACAGUAGACUUGUUCCACAGGAAGAAGUCAUAGAGGCAGCGAAAGCAGCCAAUAUCCACACAUUCAUUAUGAACUUGCCACAAGGAUAUAACACUCGUGUUGGAGAUAAGGGAGCUCAGCUUUCAGGUGGACAAAAACAAAGGAUCGCCAUUGCACGCGCUCUUGUACGGAAGCCAAAAGUGUUACUCCUGGAUGAAGCCACUUCUGCUCUAGAUACUGAAAGUGAAAAGAUUGUGCAGCAAGCUCUGGAUAGUGCCAGGCAAGGACGGACAUGCAUUGUGAUUGCUCAUCGAUUAGGCACCAUACAGAAUGCUGACAAUAUCGCAGUGAUUAAGAACGGGAAAGUGGUGGAAUACGGCACUCAUAACCAGCUAUUGGCUAACCAAGCUGAUUACUAUGCUCUUGUGAACACACAUGACUCCGACAAUUAGGCCUUAUACACAUGGCAAAGCCUUACAGUGAUAGCUUAAUGGUUUAUAUUACAGACCUUCUAGGUACUCAAUGUGCCUCUGUGAGGUGGUGCAUUCUCCCGUUAGGCAAACAUUCCAGGGAAGAAUAUAGCUAUAUAAAUCAUUGUGGAAAAAACACUACGGGGAAGAUUUAUCAUCUCCCUUGCGCAUGCGUUUCAUCAUAAAUUUGGUGCAUCCUCCAGCAGUGCAGGGGAUACCAAAAUGGGAGAAAAAGUAAUGGUCUUGAUAAAUCUCCCCCGUGUGUAUUAAAUAGAGGCACACAAAUAGCCACAGAUAUACAGGAUAGGCCCACAGAUUUCUUGAGGUGCUAUAUUACAGUUCUAUACUACUCUGGCCUGUAAUAAUUUUUGUGUAUAAGGUCUAACUGAAAUUUCAUAGAUCUAGGUAAAGGAUUAUGUAUGAUGAAGAGCAUUCACCAUACCCCCCAAUAUUGUAAAAUAAAAUAUAAAAGUUCAUAAAAUGUGGCAUCAGUUUUAU